AUGUAUGGUUCAAACAGCGUUGAUGAACAAGAUUCAAAUGAGGAAAAUUACACUGUGCAUGACAGGUAGGUUUCGUUGGUAAAAAUAAUAUGCCCUUAUACAUUGCCUUGUAUUAGCUUUGACCAGCGUGCAUGUAUACCCCACAACCGUUUCAUGAGGGAUCUAUGCUCAGACAAAACUUAUGACAACUUUCCCACUGUAAACCGUAUAUUAAAUGAGGAGUUGACGGAUGUUCAAUGCACAAUUGAAGAAGUCGAAAGACACUUAAAAACGUUAAAUGUUUGUAAAGCCUCUGGACCGGACAAUAUCCCACCGCGAAUAUUAAAAGAAUGCGCCUUUCAACUAGCACCAUCAUUAGCGAACAUGUUUAAUAAAUCCUUUUCCUCGGGUAUGCUCCCCCAAGACUGGAAACUAGCUAAUAUUGCUCCAAUUCACAAAAAGAAUUCGAAAUGCAAGAGAGAAAACUACCGACAAAUCUCACUAACAUCUAUUAUAUUAUAUCUAAGAUAGCAGAAAAGAUUGUUCGGGAUAGAUCAGUUGAAUUUUGGCUCAGUCGGAAAGUAUUUAAUGAAAAUCAAUUUGGAUAUCUUAAGAACAAGUCUACGUUAUCCCAAUUAUUGUUAUGCUACAACGACUGGGCAAAGACUAGAAACGAUACAAAAGCAACCGAUGUUGUUUUUAUGGACUUCAGUAAAGCGUUUGACAGCGUGCCACACGAACGUCUGCUGUAUAAGUUGGAACAGCAUGGUAUUGGAGGGGCUUUACUGAAAUGGUUUGGAAACUUUCUUACAAAUCGUCAACAACGAGUAGUAGUUCGGGGAUCGUAUUCGAAAUGGACCAAUGUAAAAUCAGGGGUACCACAGGGAACAAUUUUAGGACCUAUUCUGUUUUUAAUUUAUAUCAACGAUCUCCCGAAUGAAAUUGUAAGUCACGUCAAGCUGUUUGCAGAUGAUACAAAAGU
Messenger RNA from Paramuricea clavata, 961 nucleotides. The record is from the annotation of a GenBank genome assembly. Lineage: Eukaryota; Metazoa; Cnidaria; Anthozoa; Malacalcyonacea; Plexauridae.